GAGAUGUCCUCACUUGAGCUACGCUGCGUAAUCACGCUCAAGGAGAUUUUCUCUAUGAUGAUGAUUACGAGCUUCGUCGCAUCCUGACGCUGAGCUGAUGCACUUUCAAUUGCCUGAAGCUGCGUAUUUCUUCACCUAACUUACUGCCGUCUAUUCAGGAUUUGGGGUUGAAUUUACCAACUGCAGAAGUGUGACGAGGGUCAUCUUUGACUUAUUGCCAAAUUCAUGCUCUCUCGAUCGUUUCUUCGGAUGACUACUCCUACUUCUAGCACCUUCAGCAGUGCUGCAUCGUUCAUUUCAACAUCCGAAUGUAGACAAAUGGGGUCGAGACAAGGACAGUCAACUGUCGUAGUGCAACUGAUCCACUUUGAACGAAGAUUCCCUUCCGAAAACAGAGGAAGAGGUGGUAUUAGAAGGUAGAUGGUCGC
Molecule: messenger RNA, 428 nt
Organism: Marchantia polymorpha subsp. ruderalis
Lineage: Eukaryota; Viridiplantae; Streptophyta; Marchantiopsida; Marchantiales; Marchantiaceae
Source: the annotation of a GenBank genome assembly